Microcebus murinus (gray mouse lemur) is the source of this 3680-nucleotide messenger RNA. Lineage: Eukaryota; Metazoa; Chordata; Mammalia; Primates; Cheirogaleidae. The record is from RefSeq and is a predicted model, not a curated record.
AGGACGUCAGAGAGUGACGGACGCUCAGCGGAGGGACCUCCGGAGGCAGAAGGGUCGGCUACCUAACAACACGUCUGAACCCUGAAGGCAUCCCGGACCGAGGAACACGACAGAAGCUGCAAAAGACAAGAACCCAAAGAAACAAACAGGGAAGCAUUUAUAGUUCAAGAUCUCUAAGAAGAGGUAGCAAUAUUUAAUAUGGAAUCAAAACCUUGUGAAUCAAAUACUGAAGAUCUUUUAUCAAGUAGUGGCAUCACAUCCAAUGGAGGUUCUUCAAGUCCAUUUUUUGUGUCACCUGUUCGUGGCACAAUAAUUGAAAACACAUCUUCAGCUGGGACUUUGACACAAAUUCCUUUAUUCCCUAAAUAUGAAGUGGAACUUGAUUGUCAUAGAAAAAUCAUCCCUUACCCUGGAAAGGAGCACAUUGAACGUGUUUUGGAAGAAUAUUCACAUCAAGUCAAAGAUUUGCAGAGAAGACUGAGUGAAAGCAAUGAAUUGCAUGAGAAACAAAAGUUUUACUUAAGGCAAUCAGUCAUUGAUUUGCAAACAAAACUUCAAGAGAUGCAAAUGGAGAGAGAUGCGAUGGCUGACAUCAGACGAAGAGAGAGUCAGUCCCAGGAGGAUCUAAGAAAUCAGCUUCAAAAUACAGUUCAUGAACUUGAAGUUGCCAGAUGCCUGAAGGAGGACAUGCUGAAAGACAGCAACACACAGAUAGAGCAGCUGCGAAAAAUGAUGCUUGGUCACGAGGGAGUGCUGCAUGAAAUCCGAUCGAUCCUAGUUGACUUUGAAGAAGGCUCAGGCAAGAAAAUAUAUGAACACGACAGCAUAUCCACCAUGCACUUCCGCAACUUGGCCUCAGCUAUUAGUAAAAUCCUGAGAGAAUUAGACACAGAGAUCUCUUAUCUUAAAGGGAGGAUAUUUCCAGUAGAGGAUCAGCUUGAAGCACUGAAAUCUGAGUCACAGAACAAAAUAGAACUACUUCUUCAACAGCAUCAAGGCAGGAUCGAGCAGUUGAUAAGUGAACAUGAAGUUGAAAUCACAGGACUUACCGAGAAAGCCAGCAGUGCUCGAAGUCAAGCCAAUAGUAUCCAGAGUCAGCUGGAAAUCAUUCAAGAGCAAGCAAGAAACCAAAAUUCAAUGUACAUGCGCCAGCUCAGUGAUCUGGAAUCUACUGUUUCUCAGCUACGUUCUGAAUUAAGGGAAGCCAAAAGAAUGUAUGAAGACAAGAUAGAAGAGCUGGAAAAGCAGUUGGUCCUCUCCAACUCGGAGCUAACUGAAGCACGGACGGAACGUGACCAGUUCAGUCAGGAAUCUGGAAAUUUGGAUGAUCAGCUUCAAAAAUUGUUGGCUGAUCUCCACAAGCGUGAGAAGGAGCUGAGCCUGGAGAAGGAGCAGAACAAGCGCCUGUGGGACCGCGACACGGGCAACAGCAUCACCAUCGACCACCUGCGGCGGGAGCUGGACGACCGCAACAUGGAGGUGCAGCGCCUGGAAGCCCUGCUCAAGGCCAUGAAGAGCGAGUGCCAGGGCCAGAUGGAGCGGCAGAUGGCAGCAAUUCAGGGAAAGAAUGAAAGUCUAGAAAAAGUAUCCUCCUUGACUGCUCAGCUUGAAUCCACCAAAGAGAUGCUCCGCAAAGUAGUGGAAGAGUUGACAGCCAAGAAAAUGACCCUGGAGAGCUCAGAGAGGACAGUGUCAGACCUGACAGCAUCCCUUCAGGAGAAAGAGAGGGCCAUCGAGGCUACCAAUGCGGAGAUCACGAAGCUCCGCUCGCGAGUGGACUUGAAAUUGCAGGAGCUGCAACACUUGAAGAACGAAGGGGACCACCUCAGAAACGUGCAGACGGAAUGCGAGGCCCUCAAGCUACAGAUGACAGAAAAGGACAAGGUGAUCGAGAUUCUGCGACAGCAGAUUGAAAACAUGACGCAGCUGGUGGGCCAGCAUGGACGGACCGCUGGCGCUAUGCAAGUGGAAAAGGCUCAGCUUGAGAAAGAGAUCAACGACAGGAGGCUGGAACUGCAGGAAUUUAAGAUUUUGAAAGAUAAAAAAGAUGCGAAGAUCCGGGAGCUUGAGGCCAGAGUGAGCGACCUGGAGCUGGAAAAGGUGAAGCUGGUGAACGCGGGCUCCGAGCGGCUCCGUGCCGUGAAGGACAUCAAACAAGAAAGAGACCAGUUGUUAAAUGAGGUGAAAACUAGCAGGAAUGAGUUAAACGGUCUUUCAGAGGACUAUGAAGUCUUAAAAAGGAAUUUUCGAAACAAAACUGAAGAAAUGGAAACUACUACAAAUAAGCUGAAAAUGCAAUUAAAAUCUGCACAAUCUGAACUAGAACAAACAAGGAACACGUUAAAGUCAAUGGAAGGAUCUGAUGGUCAUGCUAUGAAGGUGGCAAUGGGGAUGCAGAAGCAGAUCACAGCCAAAAGAGGCCAGAUAGACGCCCUGCAGAGCAAGAUUCAGUUUUUGGAGGAGGCAAUGACAAACGCAAAUAAGGAGAAACAUUUUCUGAAAGAAGAGAAGAACAAACUCAGCCAGGAAUUGGGCACUGUUGUAACAGAGAAAAACAAGAUGGCCGGGGAGCUGGAAGUCCUGAGGUCUCAGGAACGCCGCCUGAAGGAAAAGGUUGCUAAUAUGGAGGUUGCUCUGGAUAAGGCAUCUUUGCAGUUUGCAGAAUGUCAAGAUAUAAUACAGCGCCAGGAGCAAGAGUCUGUGCGCCUGAAACUUCAGCACACUCUGGAUGUGAAAGAGCUCCAGGGCCCUGGGUACACCUCCAACCCGGCAGUGAAGCCACGCCUCCUCCAGCCGGCGUCUGUCACCCGCUCUCAUUCCAACGUGCCGUCUUCCCAGUCCACAACCAGCUUCCUGUCUCAUCACUCUAUGAAAGCUAACGCGCUGAAGGAAGACCCCACCCGGGACUUGAAACAGCUCCUGCAGGAGUUGAGAAGCGUGAUCAACGAGGAGCCGGCCGUGCCCCUGGGCAAGGCGGAGGAGGACGGGAGAGCGCCGUCGUCGCUGGGGGCCCUGUGUGUGGCUGUAGAUGAUCGAGUAAGAGAUUGCAUUACUGAAUCAAGCCUGAGAUCAGACAUAUGCCAGAGAAGCAAUAACUCAUUAAGGGACUCUACUGAAGGCAGCAAAUCAAGCGAAACUCUUAGUAGAGACCCAGUCACGCUACACGCAGGAGACCUGGAAGAUCCAUCUAGUUGCUUCACAUUCUCACCUACAGCAAAUCCAUCUGUGAAAAACUCACCUUGCCGUUCAUUCAGUUCUUCUCCUAAGAAGUCUCCAGUGCAUUCACUCCUCACCAGCUCGGCCGAAGAGUCGGUAGGCUCCCCGCCGCAGUACAGGUGCACCAAACCUGUUCAUUCCUCUGAGUCCGUCAAAGUCUCCGCCAAUAGAAACAACAGGAAAAACAUGCAGGAAGCUUCAGAACAGACUGGAAAGCUUGCAAACUCUGGUAGAAGAUUUACAGAUGAAGAACCAAGCAAUGUCUUCAAUGAUCAGAAAUCAAGAAAAAAGGAUACAGAAAGUGAAAGACCAGGAAAAAAUGUUACUAAAAUGAUUCAUUGCUUGCCUAUUCUUUAGAGAGAUGAUACCCAGUUAAUUGUGGUGUUACUUAUAAUUAGUACCCUGUGUACUUUUUUCUUUUUAUGUGAAAAUUUAAUAAAAGAUACCCUGUCCUGUAAACUCUA